UUUUAAUCUGACUUCGAAGAGCAGCCAAAACGCAAGACAACUAGCGGUCUGUAUUUGAGAGCGUAAGACGAAGCGGAGCAAGGCGGGCCAUACUCUAGCCUCCCCCACGUUCGGACUCACACGGAACCUCGAGCAACAUGCCUCGCGCCAGGCGUAAUAAGGUGGUCACCUUGACCAAGACUGCCAAGAAGACGAGAGCAGACAAGGAAUCGCUUAUCGACAAGGUCCGGGAUGCCGCGCAGCAGUACAGCUUCGUCUGGCUUUUCGGCAUCGGGAACAUGCGCAAUGCAUAUCUCAAGGAGGUCAGGCAGCUCUGGGAGGGCAGCAGACUGUUCUUUGGAAAGCUGGGAAUCAUGCGCAAGGCGCUUGGCACAGAGGAGGGGGAUGAGAUUCGGACGGGUAUCUCAGCGCUUUCGAAUAAGCUCGCGGGCUCAGUAGGUCUACUGUUUACCGAUUCACCUCCUGCAGAAGUACAAGAGUGGUUCAAGACAUACUCGCGGGAGGACUUCGCACGGGCGGGGAACAAGGCGUCAGAGACGGUCGUGCUACCGGAAGGACCGGUGAUGAUGCACGUCGGACCAGUGCCUGAGGCGCUACCGCAUUCCAUCGAGCCGCAGCUGCGGCAGUUGGGCAUGCCUACCGAGCUUAAGAGGGGAGUUCCGACACUCUUGCGGGAGUUCACAGUAUGCAAGAAAGGCAGCAGGCUGACCAAAGAAGCUGCACAGAUUCUGAAGCACCUACUGAUCAUGCAGGCCGAGUUCCGCAUCAUCCCCCUGGCAUAUUGGUCCUCGAUCGCAACGGAAGGGAAAGCAGAAGGCACAGUGCACGAGCUCGAGCUGACCCCCGAGCAAAAGGAGCUGAUCGAACAGGCGCAAAACGAUUCUAGUGCGGAGCUAGCUGGCGUCGGCGGUAAGAAGACGAAGAAGGGAAGCGCUCGCAACGGGCGCUCUCCCAAGAAGGCAGCAGAGGAUGCGGAGAUGGACGCCGAAGAGGAUGAGGAAGACGAUGACGAUGUCAGUUUGGAUGACGGGGACAAGGUUGAAGAGAGCAUGAUGCUGCCCGCAGAGCUCAGAUGAGCCCUGUCUUCCUCUACUUUUGACAUCUUUGUUAGUCUUGUCGUUGAUAGAUUUCCAUGUGUACCAUAUCGUCAGCAAGCAUUCCUCAGCCAAUUCAGGAAUCAUUAGAG
Tilletiaria anomala UBC 951 is the source of this 1186-nucleotide messenger RNA. RefSeq lists its product as uncharacterized. NCBI's taxonomy places the organism in Eukaryota, Fungi, Basidiomycota, Exobasidiomycetes, Georgefischeriales, Tilletiariaceae. The coding region runs from base 138 to 1076 and encodes 312 amino acids. Gene Ontology annotation, biological process: ribosomal large subunit assembly; rRNA processing; ribosomal large subunit biogenesis. The record is from RefSeq and is a predicted model, not a curated record. Gene Ontology annotation, molecular function: RNA binding. Gene Ontology annotation, cellular component: nucleolus; preribosome, large subunit precursor. The transcript is spliced from 3 exons.